Saccoglossus kowalevskii is the source of this 4380-nucleotide messenger RNA. Its product is annotated as protein-glutamine gamma-glutamyltransferase K-like. Gene Ontology annotation, molecular function: protein-glutamine gamma-glutamyltransferase activity. Lineage: Eukaryota; Metazoa; Hemichordata; Enteropneusta; Harrimaniidae. Gene Ontology annotation, biological process: peptide cross-linking. The record is from RefSeq and is a predicted model, not a curated record.
AGAGACAGUGGACUGGAACACAGUGUAAUCUAUGUCAUCUCAGUGUAGCUUGUAAACUGGUCUGGAGUGUCGUACAAGUGGGAUAUAUACAUACAGUUUUUACCAGUAGUGUUUGAUUGAAUUGGAUUCGAAAUGAGUACCGAAGAGCCGCAAGUUCUUGACACCAUUGGGGAAGAUACAACUGACAAGACAAACGGUGUAGACGAGAAUAACGAGGUUCCUAUUCAGACGGAUACCAAAGUCGAGACUACAAUUCCAAAGGACGAUUAUGUGAACCCCACGGAAGAGGAAGCUCCAGCCGGUGACAAUGCUAAGGACGAUAGUGAGAGUGAGAUGGCUAAGGAAAUAGUUGCCGCUGUCGAGGCGGCUAAUGCCAGCAGAGAAGAGGCCGAAAAUAGAGAGAGUGCGUCAGCCGAGGCAGAAGAGGCCAGUGAAAAUACCACAGUGAACGGGGAAACAAAGAAGACCGAGGAAGCCUCCGAGAAUGAAGGAGAAAGUACUCAGGCGGAGACAGAAGUGGUCAGUGAAAAUACCACAGUGAAUGAUGAAACAAAGGAACCCGAAGCAGACGCUAACGAACUUGAAGAAGUCCCUACAACAGAGUCGGAAAAAGAGGCGGACGACAGCACUAUUGAAAAAGAAGAAAACCGGGAGGAUGUCGAGUCUAAAAUCGAAAUUACGGAAAGUGAAGUGAAGACUGACGUCGCCGAGACACAGGAAGCAACACUGGGAGAGACAACGGUAACUCAAUCGACGAUGGUUGUCGAAACUGUGAUUACCUCUCAAAAGAUAGUAUACGAGCAAUGCGAAAACACAGAUCCAGUGGAGGAAGCAGUGCCCGGGACAAUGGAAUCCAUCACUAAUGAAGAUGGGAAGGAAGAUGAAAAAACUACGGAAGAAAAACCCGACGAAACGGAAAACAAAGAGCAGCAACCCCAAGUUAAUGGAGAAGAGAAAAAAGACGAGGUUGUUGUGGAACCAGAGAAAACAGAAGACGAUGUGCCAUCGGAGGAAAAAUCAAAUGUCGACGUUAUCACUGAAGAGGCAGAAGGAGAGAAAAAGACGCCGAAGACUGGAAACGAUAGCACACCGGAAUGUAAAGGUCCGAAAACAGAAGCAUCGCAAACAGACAUUAUAACAGAGGAAAACAUAGAAGUAACACCUGAAGACAUAGAAACCUUGAAGAACAACCUCAAGGUGAAAAAUUUAAAUAUUCGUUCCUAUAGCAACCAGAAAGCUCACCGCACUGAUGAGUACGAUGUCCCCAAUGUGUUGCUUCGCCGUGGUCAGUUAUUUGAGAUAGUUGUUGCAUUUGAACAACAAGUCAAGUUGAACGAACAUGAAAUACACGUGGUUAUCUCUUUGGGUGAAUCUCCAAAGGUCACUGACGACACCAAGAUCAGCGUACCGAUAGGAAAAACCGCUAAACACUGGAAAGUGGAUUUACUGUCUAUAAAAGACGAUGAAGUAUCAUUGCGAAUCCACUCACCGGCCGACGCACCUGUGGGCAAGCUGAACAUUGGACUGAGUGCUAUGUUAAAACCAAUCCAAGAUCCAAUGUAUUGGAGAUAUGUAGACCUAUUUACGCACGAUGAACAUCUAUAUCUUCUAUUUAAUCCAUGGUGUAAAGAUGAUACCGUUUACAUCGAAGGCGAAGAAGCUAGACAGGAAUAUAUCUUGAAUGAUGCUGGCGUUUUGUAUGAAGGUUCCCAUGGAAAUCCCAAGCCACGCCCAUGGAAUUUUGGACAGUUCGAUACAUUCGUAACUCUGGCUGCAUUUCAUCUAUUGGAGAAGGGACUUCCCAUCAAUGCUCGUUCUAGUGCAGUUAAAGUGGCUAGAGUCAUGUCUGCCAUGGUCAACUCCCAUGACAAUGCUGGCGUUCUUAUCGGUAAUUGGUCGGGUGAAUACGGAAAUGGCAAAGCUCCCUCAGAGUGGGCUGGUAGUGUUGAGGUGCUUUCGCAGUAUAUGACAACCGGUGAACCGGUGGGAUAUGCUCAAUGCUGGGUCUUUUCCGGCGUACUCACUUCAGUUUUACGAUGCCUGGGCAUUCCUACACGAAGUGUUACUGUAUAUAGUUCAGCUCAAGACACCGAUGGUAGUAUGACAGUAGAUGUUCACUGGAACCAAAGAUAUGAACCAUUUGCUGAGUAUAACACUGAUAAUGUCUGGGUGUUCCAUGUUUUCAACGAAUGUUACAUGGCUCGCCCAGAUAUUCACAAGGGAAAGAAAUACCGGGGGUGGCAAGUGAUUGAUGGAACACCUGCUCAGCGUAGUGAUGGUCUUUACCAGACUGGACCAUCGCCGAUAUCAGCCAUCAAACGUGGCAAUGUACCAGCGAAGUUUGACACUGAAUACGCUUUUGCCAUGGUCAAUGCAGAUCGAGUUCAUUGGAUGAUACAGGAAUCGGAUGGAAACGUCUUCUCCAAACGUAUACUGCACAAGGAAACAAGUAGCAUUGGUAAAAAGAUCGUAACUAAAAGCAUAGGAAGCGAUAAUAUGGAUAAUAUCACUCAGCUUUAUAAAUACCACGAAGGAUCAAAAGAAGAACGCCGUGCUGUCAAUACCGCAUGUUCACACGGCACCGUCCACAAAAAAUACUUUGAAACGUUGAAACCUAAAGACUUCGACAUGAAAGUGCAAAUCGACGAGAAUGUCAAACUUGGCGCGGAUGUCAACAUGAAAGUGGUGUUCCACAAUAAAACAGACUCGGAACAAAAGAUUGAGUUGUUUAUUGAAUGUUACGGUACCCAGUACACUGGCUCAUUGAAAGGCAUCUGUAGAAAAGAAAAAUUCGAAGUCACAGUUCCUCCGGGACACAAAGCUAAAGGCAAGGGUGGAAUGGCGGGACAUAAAGAGAGGCUGGUAUCUGGUAUGGUCAAUGCAGUGGGCAGUCUAAGACGAUCAUCAACACCAGUUUCUGCCGAGUCAAGUGGGGUUGCAGAUGUUGCUAUGACAUUGUAUUAUGAAGACUACAAGACUUUCAUUCAAGACCACACUGCAUUGAAAUUUUUCAUAAUAGCUGUGAGAAAAGAUCAUCAUCGUCAUGAAAUAGCAUUACAGGACGAACUGAUUCUUUCAACUCCAUCACUCAAAAUGACGGUAUCUGAUCCAUCCAAACUGAAAAGAGAUGAAGAUUUCACAGUUGACAUUUCUUUCACUAAUCCAUUACCAGUGACUCUCACUAAUGUCAGAUUCAACUUGGAAGGAUUGAGGUUUCAGCAAGCCAAGACUAUCCAAUAUGGGGAUAUUGCACCCGAGGCAGACGUCCAUGUCAACUUUAAUCUCACACCAAAACUUGCUGGAAAGAAGAUACUUGUAGCAACCCUACACUCAAAUCAACUGCAAGGGGUGAAUGGUGCCUUGCAAGUGGAAAUCAGACUUUAGUUAUCUAAAACUACCUCAGUUUUCAUUUUAAUAAGGAAUGUUUGUAUAAGUGGUUCCAAGUGGUUCAUAUCGCACUGACAAGUGCUGAACGUGUGAGAGAUGAGGAACGGCUGGGAUAUACAAAACAAUAGUUCUAGAAAGAUGAAUAUACAAUCCUUUCUGGCAGCUGAUUUAUGCAUGCGUCAUCAACUUUGUUAUCAUCUUUAAACCUUUCUUGAGUGAUGUGAAAUGAAGGUGAUAUGUGUAGUUAAUUCACCACAGUUUUACAAAGAUGUUCAUUCAAAAACUACCAGGGAUAACAAACAUUACCAACAAGGGGUAUAUCCCUUGCAAUAUUUAUGAAAAUAUUAAAUUUAAAAAAAGUCAUUUAUAAAAUCCUUACUUAAAAAAAAGAUACCAAAUAUUAUUAUUGAUAAUACAUUUAAUGAUAUUUAGGCUUAAAAGAAACACUGGUGCUCACAUUACAAAGUGUAAUAUUUUUAGUUCUGAAAUAUGAAAUCCUGCAUUGUGCGGGAAACACUAUGAACAAAUAUAACUGGGAAAUUACUGGAAUGUAAAGAAAUACAAGUGUAGGGUAUAUAAAGUGCAUAUCUUCAGUAGACGAGUUUUUUAUUUAAACUAUAAUUAAUUGUAAAGAAAAAAAUGUGUUCCCAGAUUGUAGUGAGGUAUUUAAAUUGAAUGUCAGUUUUGCGAAAUUGUUAUGGAACGUCAUUUUUCAAUGUUUAACCAGUCAUUUGUCUAGGAGGGUUAUAUCGUUGUCUAGGUGUGACAAUACUGAUAUUUUGUGACCUGUUACUCAGACUUAUUUAUCUGCUCUUGUACAAUCAAGGAACCUAACAUUAAGUUUAACAUAAGUAAUAAAUACCAGUACCUAUUGUUAAAUAUGUAUUUAAUAGCUGCCAAUUGUAUAUGCAGUGACCUCUUAUUUUUAUUUAGAAAUUUAGAUUUAAUACUGCCAUAUUUUUUUUCGUUAAUAAAACAUAAUCUUUCUAAAAU